AGGGAUACGCCGUGAACCUGCCUUAGGACGAUGGAUUCAACCCCUCGGCGAUGUGCAACGGCGGAGCGCAUAUCAGCGACCUCAGCGACGACCUCUUCCUCCACAUACUCAGUCUCCUGCCCACUGGCCGUGACCUGGCACGCACGUCGGCGCUCUCGAGGAGAUGGCGCGACCUCUGGCGCGACCUUUGGAUGCGCGGCCGCGUCCUCCGCUUCGACAAGGUCGGAUGCAGUACCGCUGAUCCGGAUGCUGAUGUGCGGUAUAACGAUCUCGUGCAUGACGUCCUGGCGCGGCGCGCCAACAGCGGCGCCUCCGUGGACACGCUCAAGGUGAGCAGCUGGCUCUGGCCCGGCGAUGCGCGCGCCCAAGUCUGGCUGCACCUCGCCAUGGAGCUCGCGGUUGGUUCCCUAGCCUUCCACCUACGGACGCCAGAGAGGGAGAGGAUGCCGGGGAAGACGAUGGACGAGCUGCGGCCCUGGCUGACGCUGCCUUGUUCCACAAGCGCGACGUCAAUGUCGCUGGAGUUAGAUAACGCUUUCCUUCUGCUUCCGCCCACGGUUGAGUUCCAUGCACUAACGGACCUGACACUCUGCACCAUAAGAUUCACCGAGGUCAACGGAGGCCGCCUCAGCAGCCUUCUGUCCUCGUCCUCCUGCUGCCCGAGGCUGCAAAAGCUAACACUCAAGAAGCUGGCCUGGCUGCCGGAGCUACAGCUCAAUGGCAGUGCGCUGGAGAUCCUGCACCUGGAGGACCUGUCCGUGAGGGGGCUGCUGGAUGUGAAUGCCUCACAGCUCUCGGCGCUCCACGUGGACGGCUACUUCAUGGACUGCUACACCAUGCCCCCUAACAGCGUCACCAUCCGGGCACCGGCGCUGCAGACACUCGAUCUCUCACUCAACAUCAACUAUUGCCAGCUCGAACGACAAAGACACGCAAUCCAACUACUGCAAGAAUGCAGUCCCAUCCAUCGCCACGUCUUAAGCAUACAUGUUCCAGAAAAGCUAAAGAAAAGUGUGGCAGAGGAUCAAUUGGAAGAGAUGCCCAAACUCCCUAGCAUCACAAACCUAACCUUAAAAUAUUACUCAAAAAAUAGCCACUCCUUUGAAGCAUCUGUGACCACUCUCCUGGCUCGAUGCAGCAACCUCCGGCAUCUCCGCCUAGACAACUUUAUCCACAAGAACAUUGAUUAUGCCUCCAAGGUCACUAAUUGUAUUUCUCGGUUUGAAUUGAAUGGAUCACCACCAAAGUAUGGUACUCCCUGUGAUGUGGGGUGCAGCACCUGCGACCUCCGUGGGAGCUGGAAAGACAAUGUGAUUUCAUUGGACCACCUCCAAGAGGUGGAGUUCAGUGGCUUCUCUGGGCAGGAGUACUGCCUCGACAUGGUGCAACUGCUGUUCACUAGCGCGCCCACAUUGGAGAAGAUGCUCUUGACCACACAUGUAUCUACGGAUGGUUGUUCACACCCACCAACAAUUGCCAUGGAACCGUUAGAGUUGAGGCUGCCACGUGGGAUGGGGAAGUGGACGGCUCACCCAUCCGCUAACAUGACAACGCUCGAGUGGACACCCGCUUCAUCGACGAUGCUCGCCGGAGCAGUAGAUGCAUGA
Messenger RNA from Triticum aestivum (bread wheat), 1607 nucleotides. RefSeq lists its product as uncharacterized. The record is from RefSeq and is a predicted model, not a curated record. Gene Ontology annotation, molecular function: protein binding. Bases 51 to 1607 code for a protein of 518 amino acids. The transcript is spliced from 3 exons. Lineage: Eukaryota; Viridiplantae; Streptophyta; Magnoliopsida; Poales; Poaceae.